UUUAAAAGGGAACAAGGGACGGCACCGUUUCAAUCCUCAAAAGCGAGAAGAGAAGGUCUUGAGCUACGCGUGCGUGCGUGCGAACGAGAGAGAAAAACAGAGGUAAGAAAGAGACACAGAGACGAGAGGCGAGAGCUUGCCUUUGCACUGCGUUAGGGUUUCCAGAAAAGUAAGGGCUGAGCAGAGAAAGAGAAAUAGAGUGUGAGAGAUUUAGAGAGAGAGUGGUGAGGACUGAGGAGAGGAGGUUUCUUCUUUUUAUUGUGUUAGGGUUUCUCGCUUCCCUUUACUUUCACCAAUUCCUUCUCCAUGGAUCGAAAGCUCGUGGUUCUGGGUAUUCCAUGGGAUGUGGAUACGGAGGGUUUGAGAGAAUAUAUGAGCAAAUUUGGGGAUUUGGAGGAUUGCAUUGUCAUGAAGGAGCGGUCAACGGGCCGGUCUCGUGGUUUUGGAUAUGUAACAUUUGCAUCAGAUGAAGAUGCGAAGAAUGCAUUGUCAAGUGAGCACUUUCUUGGCAACAGAAUUCUGGAAGUUAAAGUGGCUACCCCAAAGGAGGAAAUGAGAGCGCCGGCAAAGAAAGUUACCAGGAUCUUUGUUGCCAGGAUCCCACAAUCUGUGACGGAAGCAAACUUCCGAAGCCAUUUUGAGAAAUAUGGUGAGAUAACGGACUUGUACAUGCCUAAGGAUCAAGGCUCAAAAAUGCAUCGUGGAAUUGGGUUUAUCACCUUUGAAAAUGCAGAAUCUGUGGACAGUUUGAUGGCUGAAACUCAUGAAUUAGGAGGUUCAACUGUAGUUGUUGAUCGAGCAACACCAAAGGCAAAUGACUUCAGGCCAAUAGGCAGAGUGGCACAGGGUGGAUAUGGUGCAUACAAUGCUUAUAUUUCUGCAGCCACUAGAUAUGCAGCUCUUGGUGCACCUACUUUAUAUGAUCAUCCAGGCCCUGUUUAUGGAAGGGGUGAGCCCUCUCGAGGAAUGGGCAAAAAGAUUUUUGUUGGUAGGCUUCCUCAGGAGGCAUCCGCUGACGAUCUCCGUCAGUAUUUCGGUAGAUUUGGUCGUAUAUUAGAUGUCUAUGUUCCCAAGGACCCUAAGAGAACUGGACACCGGGGUUUUGGUUUUGUAACUUUUGCUGAAGAAGGUGUAGCAGAUCGUGUAUCUCGAAGGGCUCAUGAAAUUUGUGGACAUCAGGUCGCAAUAGAUUCAGCCACACCUCUUGAUGAUGCUGGUCCCAGUGGAAAUUUUAUGAUGAAUGGUGCUGAAUCCUUUGGAGGCUAUGGCGGUCCCAUGCGCACUUAUGGCAGGAUGUAUGGAAGCCUGGAUUUCGAUGACGUGGGUUGGGGCUAUGGAAUUGGCAGUGCCAGACCAUCAAGAGCAGAUUGGAGGUAUAGGCCAUACUAAAGAGUUUCGCCAGGAGAACUUGCACAUUGCUUCUCUUAAAAAUGCAUUGCAUUUUGUGUUAAAUUGUAUAACUUGAAUAUACUAUUAGGAUGUUCAUUUUCGAAGUCGACCUAAUGGGUUAUAGACUCGUGUUUAUGCACCCAUCUCAAUGCAUUUAUAUAUGUAAUGUGCUGGGGAACAUAGGUUGGAACCUGCCCUUAUGUUUUGAAAAAUUGUCCGAAUUAAUAAAACUAAAGUGUUAAGUGAUCA
Quercus robur (English oak) is the source of this 1638-nucleotide messenger RNA. RefSeq lists its product as uncharacterized. Bases 307 to 1389 code for a protein of 360 amino acids. The record is from RefSeq and is a predicted model, not a curated record. Gene Ontology annotation, molecular function: RNA binding. Lineage: Eukaryota; Viridiplantae; Streptophyta; Magnoliopsida; Fagales; Fagaceae. The transcript has 14 exons.